Molecule: messenger RNA, 2907 nt
Organism: Fusarium sp. VM40
Lineage: Eukaryota; Fungi; Ascomycota; Sordariomycetes; Hypocreales; Nectriaceae
Source: the annotation of a GenBank genome assembly
AUGCCGACCACACACGUUUCUCCCGAGUCCCAGGAUGACCUGACGGAAAUCGCCAAUGGGCUGCUCAAAGCGCGUAAGGUCAUCGUCGUGACUGGUGCCGGAAUCAGCACGAAUUCGGGCAUUCCUGACUUUCGUUCCGAAAACGGUCUGUACUCGUUGAUCCAUGCUCAGUUCGACGCGGCAGCACAGCAGGCGCGUCUGCCCGAUGGUUCGAGCGACGACAAACCUACCGACUUGGACACUGGCCGUGCAACGAAGAGGAGAAGAUUAUCGCCUGAUGCUGCUCAUAAGUUGGAAGAAGAUAACGGCGACAUGAAAGACGAAAUUGAAGUUCAGCUGGAAGACACGGAGCCGGAGCCGGAACCGGAGCAUGAGGAAAUCGCAGACACAAUUCAGGUUGAAGGCGACCCGGAAGACGAGGAGAAGCAGGACGUCCCGGACGAGACGCCAUUGAUCAAUCCUAGAACGACACGUUCAACAAUAACCGUGGCUCAACCACCCACUUCCCCUCUAUCUUCACCUCCGCCCGAGGAUUCGAAUAUCUCACCACCCUCGAUCUUCCAAAGGACGCGACGCAGCCACCUGAACAAUUCUACCAUUCCGCCAAGCUCAUCACCUCUAUCAUCUCCGCCACCUGUUUUAUUUGAGCCGUUCUCCAAUACCAACACGUCUCUUGAAGACGAUCCCAGCUCUCGAAGCAGCACGUCACCAUCUGAAGUUGACGAUACCCCGCCCUCAAACCCAAUCAGCUUGUCGCAAGCGAGUUUUGGCAAUGGAAAGAAUACACUGCCUAACAUGAAAGGGAAGGAUAUGUUUGACGCGUCAAUAUGGUCCGACCCUCUCAGAACAUCUGUGUUCUACACAUUUGCGACCACACUACGCCAAAAGGUCAGAGACGUGGAGCCCACGAGCUCACAUAAAUUUAUCAGCCAUUUGAGAGAUCGUGGCAAGCUUGUGCGCUGCUAUACGCAGAACAUUGAUCAGAUCGAGGAAAAGGUCGGGCUGUCGACAUGUUUGAACGAAGGGCCUGGUAGCCGUGGUCGCUUUUCACGAAAAUCAACUGCCAACAUCAAUCAGCUCAACAGGAUGGUCGACGAAGUCAAUGCCAUGACCGACAUGAACUCUUCAGAUAAAUCGCAGCAGUCAUCCGACAACGAGGCCAGCCAGCAAUCCCAGUCUAGUGUGUCGAGAGCAGACACAACAAUGCCUUUGUCUCAAGCUGAGUCCGAAUUAUGCGCAACAGACGACCCCCAAACAACAGUGAGGAACCUACGCCGUGAACUUCCAAAAUCAGGUGUGGAGUGCGUUUUCCUUCAUGGCUCAUUAGAGCUGCUUCGAUGUUUCCUCUGCGGUCGUUUAUGCUCAUGGGAUGAUGAUGGCCGCCAGCUCGAAACAAUGUCAGGCCAGCAGCCUGAGUGCCCUCAUUGCGUAGGUGCUACAGUUGCUCGGGAAGAAAAAGGAAAACGAGCAUUGGGUGUCGGCAAGUUGAGACCGGAUAUUGUUCUUUACGGCGAAGAACACCCCAAUGCACAUCUGAUUAGCCCAAUUGUGACGCAUGACUUGGCUCUGUGCCCAGAUCUUCUGCUCAUUCUCGGCACUAGCUUACGGGUUCAUGGCUUGAAAGUCAUGGUCAGAGAAUUCGCAAAGGCAGUUCACGCGAAAGGCGGGAAAGUUGUCUUUGUCAACUACACCAAGCCCCCUGAGAGCUCUUGGGGUGAUGUCAUCGACUAUUGGGUUGAGUGGGAUUGUGAUGCUUGGGUGUCUGAUCUGCAAGACAAGAUACCCAAGUUGUGGCAGACACCUGAACCUCCCAAACUUAAGAAGAAGCGGGAGUCUGGUGGUCUUGCUGACGAAGUCGCAAAUCAGGAAGGAAAGCGUCCAGUUGCAGCUUAUCCAGUUGCUCUUCGCGACACAAAAGCUGCAGCAGCGUACUGGGUUCCGAAGAUAAUGAAGCAUCUGCACAGGAUAACUGGGUUUGACCCCAUUGAAGCAACAGCACUGGCGUCGCAAGCUAUCGUUGCUGCGUCGACAGAAAUACUCCCAACUUUGGAUGGGCCGGUGGAUAUUCCUCAGCGCAAGCCUGAUGUGAUAAGAACCCGGGCUAGACGUUCACGCAAGUCUGCGCCUGGUGUUAUGGAACAGUCUAAGAAGCCUCCCUCAACACUAAAUCCAAACCACGGGCGAACGCUACGCAGUGCCGAAGCCAUCAAACCUGUCGGGACUGAGGAUCAUACUCCGCCUUUCAGUCAUAUGGCUACCCCAGAAAGACCCUUGCUCAGCGAAAGCUCAAUUCUGGAUGCUGUGAAAUCAGGGGCAAGACUACGUAAACGCAAGAGAAUUGAUGGCGUAGAGGUACCGCUGCCCUCAGUUGGCAGUAAACGCCAAUCGGCCCAGAAAAGCGCAUACCCAGAAGGGUCUCUCCAGUUACCACCUCUGAAGCCGCAGCCACCGAGUCCCAACAAUAUCCCGCAAUUUACUCGACUGGCAACAAUGGAACCUCGAGCUCCCGAUACCCCGAAACCGUAUUCAAAGAGCGGACAGCUACAAUCUAUCUCGCCUGUCAUGCACUCCGCAGACACACUAAGACCGAUUUCGCAUAACACGCGCAGCCGGGCGGCUCCCGCACAUCUGAGAGAUUUUGCUUCAAGUCCCGCACAUCUGAGAGAUUUUGCUUCAAGUCCCGCACCGAUGUUCCCGCCAGAAAAGUCGAAUGAUUUGUGGCAUGCUUUAAAGGGUCCUGUCAACUGUAUUGUUAAGCGCAAUUACCCCCAGGAAGAGGCGGAAGCAGCGCUGGCUUUGUCCGCACUGAGCCAGGGUCCCCCGCGCGAGAUGGUGGUUAAGGACUAUAUUAUACCUCCGAAUAGAGGAGUACAGACGCGUUCAUCGGCACGGUUGACAAACAAAUGA